CCUAUAUAUUAAAGUGUAUCUUUAUAUUUAACAAUGUUAUAUUGAUAUAGUUGGUGUGAUUGUACACUGAUAGAAUAUACCAAUAAAGUAAAAAUCAGGUACGGGACCGUGUGAUAGAUUCCAGGAAGGCUUGAUCACCAGAAAAGAAAAUGGCGUCAAGAUGGGGCGAUUUAGGGGAGAUAAGGAUUGCUUUACUCGGAAAAACCGGUGUGGGCAAAAGUCACCUGGGUAACAAUUUACUGCAGCAAAAUGCUUUCAGUGUUUAUGCUGGAUUCGGUAAAAGUGGUAGUUUGUGCUCGUUGUAUGCAGAAAGAAAACUGGACGAUCACACCAACCUGUUUGUUGUGGACACUCCAGGAUUGUUCGACACCAGACAACCCAAUGACAAAACUAAAAAGGAAAUCGUUCGGAGUAUCGCUCUUGCGGCCCCUGGUCCGUUUGUUUAUAUCUUUGUAAUAGCGAUUGGCCGAUUCACGCAAGAAGAGGUAGAUACUAUUGACAUUCUACAGGAAAUAUUGGGAGAUGACGUCAUCAACCAUGUUAUAAUAGUGUUCACCAGAAAAGAUGAUUUGGGCGACAUGCUAAUAAACGAUUUUGUACUAACAUCACCACCAGGGUUACAGAACCUCAUUCAAAAAUGUCACCAGCGCUUUGCCUCCAUCAAUAAUAAGGGGAACAAAGCUUCCUUAAAGGCAGAAACAAGCUAUAUAUUUGAUUUAAUCCAUAAAACUAUUGAAGACAACAAGCAUGUGUACUUCACCAAUCAGAUGUACCAAGAUGCUGAGCAGGUUCUAAAUGAGCGAAGUCAAGAAAUACAGAAAGAAGUAGACAGAAGCAUCAGAGAACUGCGGCAAAAACGAAUAAGUUUGGAAAACAGAGGCAAUGUUGAUACACUGAAGGCACAAAUAUUGGCCAUCGAUUCGGAGAUUGCUGCAAAAAAUUGUAUGCGGCCGAAAAGACGAGCCCAAGAAGAACUCUUACAACAAGACAGCUCACUUCUCGGCAAUUUAUUGGAUAGAAUGAAAUCUGUGUGGAGGUCCUUCAAAACAGUGUUCCAUUAAAAGGCAUGCGGUGACCUUAUUCGGCGGUUCUUUUUAGCACAGUUCUUAGU
Patella vulgata (common limpet) is the source of this 1111-nucleotide messenger RNA. RefSeq names its product GTPase IMAP family member 4. Bases 150 to 1061 code for a protein of 303 amino acids. Gene Ontology annotation, molecular function: GTP binding. The transcript is spliced from 4 exons. The record is from RefSeq and is a predicted model, not a curated record. Lineage: Eukaryota; Metazoa; Mollusca; Gastropoda; Patellidae.